Fusarium odoratissimum NRRL 54006 is the source of this 1680-nucleotide messenger RNA. RefSeq lists its product as uncharacterized. The record is from RefSeq and is a predicted model, not a curated record. The transcript is spliced from 4 exons. Gene Ontology annotation, cellular component: membrane. Bases 94 to 1635 code for a protein of 513 amino acids. Lineage: Eukaryota; Fungi; Ascomycota; Sordariomycetes; Hypocreales; Nectriaceae. Gene Ontology annotation, biological process: transmembrane transport. Gene Ontology annotation, molecular function: transmembrane transporter activity.
CCCCGAUAUCAAGGUCUUCUCAAUCCAGUGAUACUCCAAAUCACCAGGAUCAAUUAUACAUCCCAACAUUUACUUGAAUCCGAGUUUGUGAUCAUGGCUCUGAGGAACUCCAUCUCGGAUGAGAAGGACGUCGAGGCUAUCGCCUCUCAUCUCGACCAUGCCAACACUGCAGCUACCAAUGGUGGUUUGUCCGCUGAGGACAUGGAGUUUGUCGCCAAUUUUCCCGAGGAGAAGAAGAAGAAGGUCUUGGCAAAGAUCGAUUGGCGACUCAUGCCGAUGCUCGCUAUUCUGUACCUCGUCACAUAUAUCGACAAAGCGAAUAUCGGAAACGCCAAGAUCGAGGGAAUGCUUCCGGAUCUUGGUAUGAAUGGAGAGCAGUACAACAUCGCGCUAUCAAUCUACUUCAUUCCCUAUAUUCUCGCUGAGAUUCCUAGUAACAUGAUUCUCAACAAGUUUGCGAAGCCAUCUCAAUACAUGGCCACUAUCAUGUUCAUCUGGGGUAUUGUUGUUGUCUGCACGGGUCUGAUUCACAACUUUGGACAACUCUGCGCAAUCCGUAUCCUCCUUGGUCUCUUUGAGGCUGGCUUCUUCCCCGGCGCUAUCCUCAUCAUUUCGAAAUGGUACCUCCCCCACGAGACGCAAACCCGAGUCGCGAUUCUUUACACGUCCGCUGCCACUGGAGGUGCUUUUUCCGGCCUCUUCGCAUACGCAAUCGCCAAAAUGGACGGCAUCGGCGGUCAGGGCGGUUGGAGAUGGAUCUUCUUCAUUGAAGGAAUCUUCACAGUCGUCAUGUCCUUCGUCACAUGGUUCUUGCUCAUCGACUCACCAACUCUCUCAUACUGGCUCACCGAUGAGGAGAAGCGCUAUCUCGUUCUGCGCCAAGCUUCCCGAAGAGUCACCAACUCGGGCGAAUACCGCGAGAAGACUUUCGACAAGGGAGCUUUGUUUGAUGUUCUUAAGGACUGGAAGGCAUAUCUCCUCGUUAUCAUGUCCUGGUCCAAUGCUGCGCCCAACUACGGUCUUAAGUUCUCCAUGCCCUCUAUCGUCAAGGGAAUGGGAUUCACAUCCAGCAACGCCCAACUAAUGACUAUCCCUCCUUAUCUCUGUGGAGCUAUCUCAUCGUACCUCCUCGCCCGAUUCGCUGAUAAGCACAAGUGGAGAAUGCCCUUCAUCGUUGGUCCUCAGCUCUGCAUCAUCAUCGCCUUCUCUAUCCUCAUGACCAAAGCCGAGUUCAUUGUUCAGAACCUUGGAGUGUGCUACUUUGCAGUCUGUCUCGCUUGCGCUGGCAUGUAUCCCAUCUUGCCUGGCACCAGUGCCUGGAACAUUGACAAUAACCUCAACCCGACGAAGCGAGCGAUCAGCAUUGGCUUUGUCACCUGUGCAGGUACAAUUGGUGGUAUCUAUGGCAGCUACAUCUAUAUCGACAAGGAGAAGCCCAAGUACACGACUGGAUACGGCGCAUCCCUGGGAUUUGCGGUGGCGGGAAUUCUAGCUGCAGUUACCCUUGAGACUGCUUUAGUCAUGAUCAACAAGAAGAGGUCCAAGAUCAGCGAGGCUGAGGUUCGAAGCAAGUACACAGAGGAGGAGCUUGAGAUUAUGGGUGAGAAGAGCCCACUGUACCAAUAUAAGCUGUAGUGGAGAUGGUGACCCGGAAAUAUUUCAAUCUACAUCUUUGACCAA